GUUCGCCAUAUUGAUCAAACAAACAAUUUUAUCCAAAAAUAUCAUACAUAAAGAGUGUACAAUAUUAUAAAAAAACAACAGAAAAUAUUAUUUUAAAUAAUCAAAAAAUAUAUUAAAUAAAUAUUUAAGUGGUCUGUGACAUUUGUGUGUGAAUUUUCAUAAAGGAAUUAUAUUUUGUGUACUUAUAUACCAAAAUUAAAAAUGGCGUGUGCCACACUGAAAAGGCAUUUAGAUUGGGAUCAAACGUUAAGACCAAGUAAAAGACGACGAUGUGCUCCACUUUGUCAAAGCCCACAACAAAGUUCAUCGCCGAGACUGAAAGAGCCGUCCCCAUUUACAGAAGCUGUUACGCCCCAACUUACUCCCGAAAAAAUGGCAGCAAAUAUUCGUGACGAAAUUCGCCGUUUACAUCGUCGUAAACAAUUAACAUAUGUAUUCCCAGAAGGUGGAGAAUCAUCAUCCUCACAUAAUAAUCGUGGAUAUAGUAAUGCUGCAUUAGAGGAACGUAUGCAAGAUAGUGGAUCAGAUGGGGGUAAUAGUUCGGGUGCUGAAUCGCCAACACCAUUAAAUGUAUCACGAGCUGAACGAGCAUUAUUUACUUUUUCACAGGUGAAUAUGAUAUGCGAACGUAUGGUUCGUGAGCGUGAGACUGAACUACGUGAACAAUACGAUCAAGUAUUACAUACUAAAUUGGCUGAGCAAUAUGAUGCGUUCGUUAAAUUUACCUAUGAUCAGUUACAGAGACGUUUUGAUGCAGCGCCUAGUUAUUUAUCAUAAGAAAAUAUCUGGAUAUAUUUCACAAAUUAAAAUACUGCAUACAUCUGUUUGUUUUCCCCUCUUAUUUGUCAUGUAAUUUUUCAUAAAAUAAGUUUAGUGUGUAAUCGGUAUAUAAUAUUUUUUCCUACAUUUAUUCACUUAAUUCAUUAAUUAUUUUCCAAUUAAACACAAAAAA
Messenger RNA from Chrysoperla carnea, 952 nucleotides. RefSeq names its product akirin. The record is from RefSeq and is a predicted model, not a curated record. Gene Ontology annotation, cellular component: nucleus; chromatin. The transcript is spliced from 4 exons. Bases 202 to 777 code for a protein of 191 amino acids. Gene Ontology annotation, molecular function: transcription coregulator activity. Gene Ontology annotation, biological process: positive regulation of innate immune response; positive regulation of transcription by RNA polymerase II. NCBI's taxonomy places the organism in Eukaryota, Metazoa, Arthropoda, Insecta, Neuroptera, Chrysopidae.